GAGAGCGAGCGAGCGCGCGUGUGUGUGUGUGUGUGAGAGAGAAGCGAGGGCUCGAGACCGACUGGAUCAAUUCGGAUUUUUUUUUGUUUUUAAACCGAUAAAAAGUGAAUAAAAAGCCGGACUUGGGCUCGGGUUUAAGGAGAGGAAGCGUCAGGGAGCCGUUUAACCGAAAACUAGUCUGUUGGAGCGGGACAGAAGGGAGAGUGUGUGGAGUUUAAAUCUGAGGUCUUGAUCACCUACGUUCUCUGAUGUGAAUUAAGGAAACAUGGAAUGACAUGCUGCAGAUUAGCUAGCGGAUUAGCUGUUGCUUUACAGGACGUGUGCAGCGCACGCUUUCUUUUUUUAUUCCCUGUGUCCAUCUCAGAACAAACAUGGCUGACCCAGGGAUGAUGAGUCUCUUUGGAGAUGAUGGGAAUUUAUUCUCUGAUGGUCUGGAAGGCUUGGGGGACUGCGGGUACUCCUCCCAAGGCCAAGCCAAUCCCAUGAACCCACAGAUGACGCACGAGCACCAAGCUUACAGCCAGAUCCACCUCUCAACUCCUCCUGUUGCCUCUCAGCCCAAAAUGGGACACCCCUUUGACCACUUUGGGCAGUACGACCCUCAAGGAGGACGGAUGAUGGCUAACGGACCUGGCCCUGCUAAUGGGAUUUCAUCUCCUCAUUCACGCUAUCAUGGUGGAAACAGCACAGCUGGUGGACAUCAUGUCUAUCCGGGAGCACAGGGUGAUGCAAGAGGGGCGGGACCAGGAGCAGCACAGUCGUUCCAGGAGGGUGGAGGAGCCACCCCGGGUAAUAACUGGGGUCCUCAAGGGAUGCAGCUGCCUGACCAAAAUCGAGCCCAAUUUCAACAGUCACAACAACAGCAAGUUCACGGACACCAAAUGGGUUCCUACAUGGGACGCACCGAAUUUGGUGGAAUGCAAGGGCACAACCAAACUCAGACACCACCAAGGAUGAACCACUUCCCCCAAGGUUUGCCACAGGAAGCAAACCGUUUCAUGGGACACAUGGGAGCCAAUAUGACGACGUCUGCCAUGCGGCAUCCGUCUCAAACUCCUCAGCAUCAGCAGGCUGGCCAGCAGUUUCUGCACCAUCACCCAGAGUCACAGUUUCCUCAAAGCCCUUCAAAGCAGCAGCAGAUGAUGAGCGGCCGAGGCCACCAGAACAUGGGCUUCAGCAUGAACAACCAGCAAGUCGCCAACAACAGCUCAGGUCAAUAUGCCCCUUAUCCUCAAUACGGUGGCCUAAAUCAGGGUUUAGCCAACACUUCAGGGAUGAGCCUCACCACCAGCAGCAACCCCAGUGCUCCUGUGCAGUGUUACCCCACCCCUGCAGGACCACAGUGUUACCCAGUGAACCAGUUACCUCCUCAGAAUAUGCAUCCUGCGCAGCCUAAAAUUCCGCAGCAGCACCUCGCUCCACCUCCUCAGGGAUCUUAUGCUACUCCUCCUUCCAUGUCACCCAUGAGGAACCUGGGGGGCAACCCUGCUGGAACUCCGCCCCCUCAAAGGGGCCAAGGUCCGAUCUCACACCCCCAGCAGCACCCCCAGAUGUACGGCACCUUGUCACCCAAUCAGAGAGCAAUGAAUGCACCCAACCACACAGAGGUUCUCCCGCAGCAGCUGCAGACAUCUACAUUGCAGUUUCAGCAGGUGCAGCAGGUGAGAACUCCACCUGCACUCCCUGUGACCCAGCAGCCACCGGACUCGUCUCCUCCACCACCACUGCUGCAUGGGAACUGGUCCUCCAACACUCAUUCGUCACCACCAGCUAACCACCACCAAGUGCCUCACGUGCAGCAUUCUCCAUCAGAUACUUCCCAAACCCCAUCCUCCACCCACAUGUCCACCUCGAGCUCCACCCUGCAGCUCUGUGACACUCAGCCGCCCGACAGCAAGCCCAAGCCCAAGAAGAAGAAGAAGAAGAAAGCAAAGGAGGCUGAGGAGGCAGCAGGGGGGAAGGACGAGGAUGUAGGCAUGGAUGUGGGAGGAGCCUUAGGAGAUGGAGCAACAUCUCCACCUGAAAAGAAGAGCAAAAAGAAACCAAAAGACAAGGAGGCCAAGGAAUCAAAAGAGUCCAAGACUCCUAAAACCCCCAAAACGCCCAAAACACCCAAAGAACCCAAGGAGAAGAAGGUCAAGGUGACCAUUCCUAAAGCCAAGAGCACCAAGAAGCUCAGCAGUAAGAAGACUGACACUGAGAGCAGCACCAAGAAGGAGGGAAAGAGGAAGAGGGAAUCAUCCAUCACUUCAGAUACAGAGAAAACCCCGCCCCCUUCUCCAGAGGAGGAGGAGGAGGAUGAUGAUGGGGUCCAGAAGAGACGCUCAAGUCGACAGGUGAAGAGAAAGCGCUACACUGAAGAUCUGGAGUUCAGGAUCUCAGAUGAUGAUGAUGAAGAUUCUGCAGGACCCAAAUCUCCUUCUACCACAUCUGAACAAACUGAGGUGCCUGAUGCUGAAGGUCCAGUAGUAGAGAAGAUAAUGGGAUUACGUACAGUUAAGAAACAGCUGGAGUCAGGACAGGAAGUGGAGUUUGAGGAAUUUUAUGUCAAGUUCAAGAGUUUCUCCUACCUGCACUGUCGCUGGGCUGAUCUAGAGGAGCUGGAGAAGGAUAAGAGAAUCCACCAGAAAGUGAAGCGCUAUAAAGCCAAACAGGCCCAUAACAACUUCCUCACCGAGAUGGACGAUGAGCCCUUUAACCCUGAUUACGUGGAGGUGGAUCGAGUUCUAGAUGUUUCUGAGAGUACAGAUGAAAAUGGAGAGCCAGUGAGUCUGUACCUGGUGAAGUGGUGUUCCCUACCAUAUGAAGACAGCACGUGGGAGCUGAAGGUUGACAUUGACGCGGGGAAGAUCGAGGAGUUUGAGCAAGUGAUGAGUCGAGAGCCUCAGCUGAAGCGUGUGGAGCGACCUCCGGCUAGUGACUGGCAGAAAUCCGAGAGUUCCCGCGAAUAUAAAAACAGCAACGCACUCAGGGAAUACCAGCUAGAGGGAGUCAACUGGCUCCUGUUCAACUGGUACAACACACGGAACUGUAUCCUGGCGGAUGAGAUGGGUUUGGGGAAGACGGUGCAGUCCAUCACGUUCCUGUACGAGAUCUACCUAAAGGGGAUCCAUGGACCAUUCCUGGUCAUCGCUCCACUCUCCACUAUUCCUAACUGGGAGCGAGAGUUCAGAACAUGGACCGAGCUCAAUGUGGUGGUGUAUCACGGCAGUCAGGCAAGUCGCAGGACCAUCCAGGCCUACGAGAUGAACUACAGAGACGCUCAGGGUCGUGUUAUAAAGGGCGCCUAUAAAUUCCACGCCAUCAUCACAACAUUUGAGAUGAUCCUGACAGACUGUCCAGAGCUACGCAGCGUCCCGUGGCGCUGUGUGAUCAUCGAUGAAGCUCACAGGUUGAAGAACAGGAACUGUAAACUGCUCGAGGGACUCAAGCUCCUGGAUAUGGAACACAAGGUUCUCCUAACAGGAACCCCACUACAAAACACUGUGGAAGAACUCUUCAGCCUGCUGAACUUCCUGGAGCCGGGGCGCUUUCCCUCAGAGUCCACCUUCAUGCAGGAGUUUGGAGACCUCAAAACUGAAGAACAGGUUCAGAAGCUGCAGGGAAUCCUCAAACCCAUGAUGCUGCGGAGACUGAAAGAGGAUGUGGAGAAAAAUCUGGCACCGAAAGAGGAGACCAUCAUUGAGGUGGAGCUCACCAACAUCCAGAAGAAAUACUACAGAGCCAUACUGGAAAAGAACUUCACCUUCCUGUCCAAAGGUGGAGGAGGAGGAGGAGGAGGAGGAAGUUCUAGUGUCCCCAACCUCCUUAACACCAUGAUGGAGCUGCGCAAGUGCUGCAACCACCCCUACCUCAUCAAUGGAGCGGAGGAGAAGAUCAUGGAGGAGUUUAGGGAGAGCCACCCAGCUGAUAUGCCUGACUUCCAUCUACAGUCCAUGGUCCAGGCGGCGGGGAAGCUGGUGCUCAUUGAUAAGCUCCUCCCUAAACUGAAGGCUGGAGGCCACCGCGUCCUCAUCUUCUCCCAGAUGGUGCGCUGCCUCGACAUCCUGGAGGAUUACCUCAUCCAGAGGCGGUAUCCUUAUGAGCGUAUUGAUGGCAGAGUUAGAGGGAAUCUGCGCCAGGCUGCUAUAGAUCGUUUUUCCCGUCCCGACUCGGACCGCUUUGUCUUCCUUCUGUGUACUCGGGCUGGAGGGUUGGGCAUCAACCUGACCGCCGCUGAUACCUGUAUCAUCUUUGACUCAGACUGGAACCCACAGAAUGACCUGCAGGCCCAGGCUCGAUGCCACCGGAUCGGUCAGAGUAAAGCUGUGAAGAUUUACAGACUGAUCACCAGGAACUCGUAUGAAAGGGAGAUGUUUGACAAGGCCAGUCUGAAGCUGGGUCUGGAUAAAGCUGUGCUGCAGUCCAUGAGUGGACGAGAGAAUGCUGCUAAUGGGGUUCAGCAGCUGUCCAAGAAGGAGAUUGAGGAUCUUCUGCGUAAGGGAGCGUACGGAGCGCUGAUGGACGAGGAGGAUGAAGGCUCCAAAUUCUGUGAAGAGGACAUUGACCAGAUCUUACAGAGACGCACUCAGACCAUCACCAUAGAGUCCGAGGGCAAGGGCUCCACCUUCGCCAAGGCCAGUUUUGUGUCAUCAGGGAACAGGACAGAUAUUUCCCUGGAGGACCCAGAUUUCUGGCAGAAAUGGGCAAAGAAAGCCGAGCUGGACCUGGAUGUCAUUAAUGGCAGGAACACGCUGGUGAUCGACACACCUCGGGUGAGGAAACAGACCCGGCACUACAGCUCCAUAAAGGAAGACGAGAUGAUGGAGUAUUCGGAGCUGGAGAGCGACUCUGAGGAUAAACCAGUUACAAAACCUCGGCGGCCACAAGACCGGGCUCAGGGGUACCCCCGCAGCGAGUGUUUCAGGGUCGAGAAGAACCUGCUGGUCUACGGUUGGGGGAGGUGGAAGGACAUCCUUUCUCACGGGCGGUUUAAACGUCCUCUAUACGAGCGAGAUGUUGAGAUGAUCUGCAGAGCGCUGCUGGCUUACUGCCUUCUCCACUACAGAGGAGAUGAGAACAUCAAGAGCUUCAUCUGGGACCUAAUCACUCCUACUGAGGACGGACAGAGCAAAACACUAACUAACCACUCAGGUCUGUCUGCUCCUGUACCACGUGGUCGUAAAGGCAAGAAGGGAAAGUUACCAGCGACUCAGACGAAUGUGCCUCAGGCUGAUUGGUUGACGGAGUGUAACCCAGAUGUGCUGCUGCAGGAGGACAGCUACAAACGCCACCUUAAACACCACUGCAACAAAGUGUUGCUGCGGGUGCGAAUGCUCUACUAUCUGAGACAGGAAGUGAUCAGUGACCUGGCAGACCGCAUCCUGGACGGAGCUGAUUCCAGUGAGCUGGAUAUCUGGAUUCCACACCCACUCCAUGCUGAAGUUCCCACUGAUUGGUGGGAUGUGGAGGCUGAUAAAUCGCUCCUCAUCGGUGUGUUUAAACACGGUUAUGAGAAAUAUAACUCGAUGCGAGCCGACCCGGCGCUGUGUUUUUUGGAGCGAGUGGGAAUGCCGGAUGCCAAAGCCAUUGCCGCUGAGCAGAGGGGAGCGGACAUGGUGGCAGAUGGUGAGGACGAAGACCCUGAGUACAAACCAUUGCGUAUGCCCUUCAAAGAUGAUCUGGAUGAUUUCACUAACUCUCCUCUGGAUGACAAAGAGGAGGUGAUGGAGUUAGAGACCGGAGAAGCCCCUAAACUGAGUGAGGUACACGGGGGUAAAGUUGGGAAUCUGUACUGGCCUGCAGCGUCAGCUCUCACCGCACGUUUGCGUCGCCUCAUUACUGCGUACCAGCGCUGUCACAAGAGACAGGAGAUGCUGAUUAAACCGGACGGCCGUAGACGCAGACGUCACCGUGAUGACCACCUCCUUGCUAUGGCAACUGAGGGCGGGGCUUACAGUCUGGAGCCCAACAGGGUGGCUGCAACAUCAUAUCUGACUGAAGGAGCUUCGUUUGUUAAAACCUCACCAUUCCUACACGAGAGCGCCGCCCUGUUGGCCGACGGAGCUGCAUUCUUCAAAGAGAGACGUCAGAGGUGGACGAGGCGUGAAGAGGCUGAUUUUUACCGUGUGGUUUCUACAUUCGGGGUUGUUUAUGAUGUCCAGACACAGUGUUUUGACUGGUCCCAGUUCCGGGCCUUUGCUCGUCUUGAUAAGAAGACCGAUGAGAGUCUGGAGAAAUAUUACUAUGCCUUUGUGGCCAUGUGCAAGCGCGUGUGCCGAAUGCAGGUCAAAGACUCAGCAGAGCUGGCCGACCCAACUCUGAUCAUCGACCCCAUCACAGAGGAGAGAGCCUCCCGCACACUGUACCGUAUCGAGUUACUGCGACAGAUUAGGGAGCAGGUUUUGCCCCACCCCAAACUGGAGGAGAGACUCCGCCUGUGUCAGCCCAGCCCCGACCUCCCGGCCUGGUGGGAGGCAGGAAAACACGAUCGGGACCUUCUCUACGGAGCUGCCAAGCAUGGAGUCAGUCGCACAGACUACCACAUCCAGAAUGACCCAGAGCUCGGCUUUCUGCAGGCUCAACGCCAGAGCCGAGGAUCUGAGAUGGCCCUGACCUCGAACCCUCUCACCAUCGUGGAUCUGAUUAAGGACGAGCUCAAAUACGACACUAUGGGAAAAGCAGACAUCGAGGAAACGAAAGAGGAGAAAGCAGAGGCCGCUUCACCCAAACAGGAAGUGAAGACUGAAGAGGAAGAAAAGACUCAGAACAUGGAGAAAAAAGAGAAUGACAAUGAAGCAGAAGUGAAGAGCGAAGAAAGUCACAGUAUUCUUCAAGUGACUGACGAGGAGAAGGUCACAAAGUCUGAGGACUCACUCACACUUCCUGUUAGUGUCGGCAAAGACACGAUCACAGAGGAACCGGAGAACCCGACAGGUCCGGAGGAGAACCCCAACACCGAGAAGGCUUCUGAGGAGGAGGAGGAGGAAGAGUUAGAGGGGGAGAAGAUGGAUGAGGACAAAUCAGAGAAAUCAUCACAGGCUGAAGCCGAAGCAUCCUCAGACAGGAAGAACUUUGAUGAAGAGAGUAACGCCUCCAUGAGCACAGCACGAGACGAGACACGGGAUUAUUUCGGCAUGGACGAUGGCGAGCCCUCUGUGUCUCAGACCUUUGGUGAACGAGCUGCCUUCUCCUUCUGGCCCAAGGACCGGGUGAUGAUCAAUCGAAUGGACAGCAUCUGUGAGGCCAUCAUCAAGGGCAAGUGGCCAUCCAAUAGGAGGCAGUUAUUUGACUUGCCUGGCCUGUUGCCUGGAUAUGGUGCCAUGGCAACGGACAGCCCUAUACCCAGGAGGAGCAUGGGAGACUUCUCCAUGAUGAAUCAGAGUAGCUACAGUGGGAGUGAUGACAUCACCUUGUCACCACAGGUCAAUAAGGCAAAGGCUCUGAGUCUGUCUGUUCCUCGUCAGCGGAGACGCAGAAGAAGGAAAGUGGAGAUCGAGGCCGAACGAGCUGCAAAGCGCCGCAAUCUCAUGGACAUGGUUGCGCAGCUCCGUGAGUCUCACGCUGCAGAGAGCCAGACUCGAGCUAUGGAUCUCACUAAAGCUCUACACGGCCUGGCUCCUUCCUCCUCCACCUCCACCUCCUCUUCAGCCUUCCCCAGUGCUAUGGCUUCCCCAAUGGAGCUGCUGCACGCCGCCGGAGCUUCCAGAGCCAACGGAGCGAUGCUGGAGGCUGAAAUUCCCACACGAAGGAGGAGAGGACGCAGGAAAAAUGUUGAGGGCCUCGAGCUACUCUUCAUGGGCAAUAAGAGUUCAAAGCUCAACACGGAAGAUUCUAACGGGACCAAAGGUUUUACAGACGGAGCACACGUGCUGGCACAAGCACACACACACAUUCCAGCUCCUGCACAGAAGGAGGAGGGCGACCAUCUUAAAGCAGAGGAUGGAGCGAGCACCAAGGAUUUACAGGAGUGGCUUAGACAACAUCCCACCUACACCAUGGAUGUGCCUGGAUACAUACCAAAGAGUGAAGAGCUUCUCCUCUCGCAGCUCGGUAAACCCAAGCAGAAAAGACAUCGCUGUCGAAACCCAAACAAGAUCGACAUCAACACGCUGACUGGAGAGGAGAGAGUUCCUGUGGUCAAUAAGAGGAACGGUCGAAAGAUGGGGGGUGCUAUGGCUCCUCCGAUGAAGGAUCUGCCACGGUGGCUGGCUGAGAAUCCCGAGUUCGCUAUUGCUCCAGACUGGACAGACAUCGUCAAACAAUCUGGUUUCCUGCCCGAGUCCAUGUUUGACCGCCUUCUGACUGGUCCGGUGGUCAGAGAAGAGGGGAUCCGGCGCCGAGGACGAAGACCUAAAUCUGAGAUUGCUAAAGCAGCUGCAGCUCAAGCUUCUCUCUCUGCAGCUUCUUCAGCCUCCACCUCAGGCGUGAACCCCUUCCUGCUGAACAGCCUUUUUGGGGGAAUGGACCUAAGCAGCCUGCAGAACCUACAGAACCUACAGAACCUGCAGCUCCUCAUGGGCUUGUCUCCUUCUCUGGGUGCAGGAGCUGCAGAUAACAAGACCUCCACUACCAUGUUGCCUCUCAUGCUGCCUGCCAUGGGCACUCUGCCUAACGUCUUUGGCCUUAGUGGACUUUUUGGUGGCAACAUGGCGGCGGCUGCUGCUGCUAACUUGAACACCACGACCACUUCAGAGUCUGAGGAAACAAAGAAAGAUGGAGAACCCAAGGAGGAAGGUGACAAGAAGGAGGAAUCAGAGAAACCUGCUGAGACGGAGUCAAGCGAUGCAAAUGCGGCCGCUGCAGCAACCAGUCUUUCUACCAAUCCUCUGGCGUUUAACCCCUUCCUGCUCUCCACCAUGGCUCCUGGGCUUUUCUACCCCUCCAUGUUCCUGCCCCCUGGUUUAGGUGGUUUGGGUCUGCCCAGCUUUUCUCCUGCUGCUCUCGCUGAGCUCCAGAACGCGAUGAGUGGAGCGUUAGGAGCGACUGGAGAGGAGAAGGAGGUAAACAAGGAGACUGCACAGACUCAGGAUGCAGUUAAACCCAGCAGCACUGUGGACAACAGCGACUCUGAUGAGGGAGAGAACAAAACAGACGACUUUACCGGAGUGGCAGAGGAGCUGGACUCUGUGGAGGCAGAAGAGGAAGAGGACGACGAUGAAGAGGAAGAACUUGGAGAUGAUGAUGAUGAUGAAGACAAGAGUGAUUAAGGAGGCAAAUCCACCUGACUGACUUUCUGCCUUUUUCCCCCAGAGGGCUUUUUUUUUUUUUCUCAAAGUAUAACUCUACUGAUGUCCCAAACAGGAUUUUUAUGUCAUUUUGGUUUAGUUUAGUUAACAAGUGAUCAGUACCAUGAUGAGGGAACACAAUGUCUCUGCAGGACUACAGUGAGGUGUAUACACACACACACACACACACACACACACACAGGCUGUAAUGGACACGUUUGGUUUUUGGCCUGUGGUGAUGUGCUUUAUAGAGGAGGUGAUGACUGAACCAUCCGGUAUCCUGUUAGGAAUGAGAAGGUUCCCAUGUUGCUUUGCUGCUUCUUUCUGUUCAAUUUUUUAAUUUUUUUUCUCCUUCUACUGUUGUUGAUGUAAACAGUGAGUGAGUAGCAUCUCGAAGAGGAACGUUCAGUGGCAUACAGUUUUAAACAGCAUUAAGACGAGCGACUCUCUCCAAGCUGCUGAAAACCCAAUUAAAGAGAAUGAAAUGUGGAUUUUGUUUUUGUCGUACUGUUCUGCUGAGGGAUGAAGUUCUCACAUAUCAAAGCGUACACUUGGACUGCUCAAGUCUCUCACACUGACAAUCUAUACGGGUGAGGAGACGCUCGGCCUGUGGAGACAGCAAUAACCGAAGGCAGCUCCUGAAUGUUCCACUUUACCACAGUGUGUGUAAGGGGGUGGGGGUGUGUGUGUGGGAGUGAGAGUGUAAGCAGAUAGAGGUGGUGUGUGUGUGCGCGCGCAUGUGUGUAUGUGUGUGUAUGGGGGGGGGGGGGGGUGUGGCGGCAGGUGUUCGUAAAAUGGAUGUGUCAUGAAUUAUUGCGGUCGAAUUGUCUCAUAAGGAUCUCCACGAUGAUGCACUGGUGUAAGGAUGAAAUCAGGUACCUUUAUCUAUUUGAAUGGACGUUGUUACUUUAGCCACCAAGCUGAACAGCAUUACCUCAGAUCUUAACUAGCCUUGAAGUUUACAGACAUAAGCGUGUUGUAAAUGGUUUUUUUCUUGAUCUUUUGUCUCUUCACUUUUUUCCUUUUUUUAUUUGAAACAUCAUGUAUGAUGAACUGUAAAUGGCUGCCAACUGUAGUAAUGAUGCUUUUAAUAAAAGUGACUCAUGAUAUUCGCAUAGACA
Molecule: messenger RNA, 10327 nt
Organism: Tachysurus vachellii
Lineage: Eukaryota; Metazoa; Chordata; Actinopteri; Siluriformes; Bagridae
Gene: chd7
Product: chromodomain helicase DNA binding protein 7
Exons: 38
Coding region: 372-9188 (2938 amino acids)
Molecular function (GO): ATP-dependent chromatin remodeler activity; protein binding; ATP binding
Source: RefSeq, a predicted model, not a curated record